GGCUAAACUGCGUAAUGAAGAGGAGUGUUAGCUCAGUACCUGAAUUGUGUUUUUUCUUUCUAGAAGAUUCUUUUCAAAAUUGUCAACUGUUAGGUACCUGCUCGUGUGUACUGUAGUUGUGAAUAUUUAUAAUAGAAAAAAUGAACAACCGACUGUUAGCUACCAAGCUAAUGUAGCAAAAUCAGGUAGGUUUAUUUUGCUAGCUAGCUAACCGACCUGUGGAUAAAGUGUACACACUGACAGACGGACAGCAUGGCAGAAUCAUCGCCGUUGUCGGGAGUGAACGUUGUCUUGGUCAUGGCUUAUGGCAGUUUGGUGUUCGUGCUGCUGUUCAUCUUCGUCAAAAGGCAAAUCAUGCGUUUUGCAAUGAGAUCUCGCCGCGGACCCCAUGCUCCUAUUGGCCACAAUGCACCCAAGGGUUUGAGGGAAGAGAUUGACUCCAGGCUGUCUAAGGUCCAGGAGAUCCGUUUUGAACCUCGUCUCCUGGCAGAAGAAGAUGACAGGCUGAAGCGACAAUCCCAAAUUAGUUGCUACAACUACCUGUACAGGAUGAAAGCUCUGGAUGCCAUCCGUGACUCAGGAAUCCCCCUGCAGGAGAUAAGCCGCAGUCCCAGUGCCUUUACUGGACGCAGCUUCCGGAGCUGGUUGCUGGAGCUGCGCAACUCCCACUCUCUGAUCAAGAGCAGCCGCAGCGCGCUUAUCGAUCGCUUGCUCGAAGGCUACGACAGCGCUCGCCAUGGGACCGGGGUGUUUGGGGAAGCCGAGUUUCUUGAAUACCAACAAGCUCUCAACGAACUGGCUGACGUGGUCAAGGCCUAUUCCAGCUCCACCAGCCUGGACCAGCAUCACCAGUCUGCGGCGAAGGACUUGACCGGUUCUCCUGUCCGGAGCACGGCCUCCACCAUCCAGGUCACCUACCUGCCCUCCACCGGCCAGCGCAGCAAGAGGCCCAAACACUUCCUGGAGCUCAAAAGUUUCAAAGACAACUACAACACGCUGGAGAGCACACUGUGAAAUGAGGACCGUCAGAGCGUUUGUGUGGCGUGUGAGCGUGUAGCGUAAUGAUUACACAGUCUGCUGGGAAACAAGGGGUUGGAACAGACUGUACCUUCAAGUUCAGCUUUAAACCAGCAAAUUUGUUUUGGGACGACUCCUUUAGUUCAGAUGGAGAAUUGUUUUUUUCCUCUUUUUUUAUGGUGAAGCCCGUCUGUGUUCCACUGAGGCCUGUGGUCUUAUUUUGGACCUAAAUUAUGUUCAGAGGACAGAUAUGAUUGUUGCAAAGAUCGCUAAGUUAUUUUUGUAAAAACAGCAAAGUUCAUUACACCUGGAUUCAAAUGGUCUUUUUUCCGCUCAUUGGUCCAAAUGUAAAUAUUACUGUAAUUCUAAAUAUGUGUUUGUACAAAUGUAACAUAUUUAUGGUGAUAAUUUAAUUUAUUUAAUUGAUACUGGUUGGUUUGGAUUUAUGUGACGGUUGUACACGGUUGUGGUUUGAGAUAAAAAUCCUUCUUCUCUGCA
Stegastes partitus (bicolor damselfish) is the source of this 1515-nucleotide messenger RNA. RefSeq lists its product as uncharacterized. Bases 253 to 1014 code for a protein of 253 amino acids. The record is from RefSeq and is a predicted model, not a curated record. Lineage: Eukaryota; Metazoa; Chordata; Actinopteri; Pomacentridae. Gene Ontology annotation, biological process: phagocytosis. The transcript is spliced from 7 exons.